AUGUGGAACGCGUGGGGGAGAUUGCCGCCCAGGGAGGGCUGGCAGGCGAGCAGUACUGCUGAUACUGCUCGCAGUGCUGAGGGCGAGGUUGCUGAGGGAGGAGCGACUGGGACUGUGGGAGACCCACCAGGCAGUAGCGGCAUUGUGGCAUCUGGUGUGGACCCCACGGAGUUUGCUUUCUUGAGCUCUACUCUCUUCUGGCAGCCGCUGUUCGCCAGGAGUGUUUCUCUGAUCUUUUCCGACUGUGCUGGCAGCCGCCACAAGGAGAGGGUGGAGGACGCUGCCGUGGAGGAGGCAAAGAACCGGCUGGCAGCGGGGGAGAAAGGCACAGCGGCUCCUGCUGCUACUGCUGCUGGGUCUACAGGUGCAACCAAGGGAUCCGGCACUGCAAGCGGCGCCAGGCUGGUGCCCGUGAACAAUAACGCAGUGGUUGGGCUGUUCACAUACCGAGUCACCUGCCUGCUGCGAUGGAGGCUCGGCGCUGCACUCGAGCUUCCGGUCACCACUGGUAAGGAAAGUCAGACAAGGACGGGCUGGAAGGAGUUCCCGGAGGGGGCCAAGGCGGCAGUGGCGGCGCGUGAGAAGGACCCCGGGGAGUUCAUGGGCAUCAAGUCUUUCCAGGUGGGGGCGUUUCGUGGCGGUAAGUUGGACAGGGAGGAGAUUAAGGAGUAUAAUCUGAGGGAGCUAAACCCGUCCCACCUGGCCUGCACAUCCGCCUCUCAUCCCAACCCUGGUGUCUGGAGCACUGUACAGGACAACACCAGCGGUCCCUUCUUCCCCACGCUGGGACACUGCGUGGAGGAGUUUUUGAGAAGGUUCGCUCCCAAGAAGCUGGCAAAGGAGGGCAGGAACGGCCCUCUGGCCCGCGCUAUCACCUUCUGGGCUGCCUGUUCAGGCAUGGAGGAGCAAAGCUGGGCGACUCUGGCUCUGGGGCCGAAUCCAGAGGGCAAGAUAAAGCCGAUCGUACGGUCCAGAACCGAGGUGGAUGCGUUGAUGGCGGAUACCAAUGCACCCAUGCUUGAGUGCAUCUGCUGCCGCCUCUGCAUCGGCAAAUACUACCUGGCUGUGAAGCAUACCUCACUCGUGGCGACCUUCGCCUACCGCCCCUCGUCCGCGCUGCUGCGCUGCCUCCUCUCGCUCUUCCCGCCGCGCUCGGCGACCUUCAAAUUUAUCCUGGAGAGUUUGCGCGUGGCGCCUGUCCCUGCGGUGGUCCCGGACUCGCUAGUGGCGCCGCUGCUGGAAGGCGUGAUGGAGGAGAGGCGUCUAGGGCUGAUCUACAUGGGCAUACUCCACAUCAGUAAGGCCAAUUCUUUUCCGUCCAUUCUGGAACCCGUCAGCAGCGACGCAAGCGGACAGGUGGAGGGGGACAAGCAGCAGCAGCCGCAGGAGGGGGAUGAGGAGUGGAGGAUGUGGGAGGAGGUGGAUAGCUGGCGCAUGGCGGCUGAGAACACGUGGCCUGCUGUGGAGGCGCACGAUGCACCGCUGCAGAUGGGAGCAGGGAAAGGAACAGGGCGUGUGCCAGGGGAGGUGUCGGAGGAGUGCUGUGAGGGCAUGAGGCAUGCAAUGGUGGAGGAAGAGGAGGCCCUUGCUGCUGCCAGGAAGAAUCCUGGGAAGGGGCGGAAGGGGAGGGCAGGGGCGUGGUACCUGGAGCCGCGGCCGGGGGGGGGGAAUCCUCUGGCGUGUUUGAGGAAGAUGCUGCUGGGGGAGACCAGCUACUGCUCCCAGGCCAAGCUGGACGCUCUUGCUGCAGCGGAGGGGCACAGUGGCAAGCCAGGGCCGCGUGGCUGUGCCUCCCCGCGGUGUGGCAAGGAGGAAGGGGCGGGGGUGCAGCUGAAGCUAUGCUCGCGGUGUGGCAAGGUUGCCUACUACAGCAAGGAGUGUCAGAAGGCUCACUGGCCCUUGCACAAGCUCAAGGUUAGGGAGGGAGGCGAGUCGUCCUAG
Molecule: messenger RNA, 1941 nt
Organism: Closterium sp. NIES-65
Lineage: Eukaryota; Viridiplantae; Streptophyta; Zygnematophyceae; Desmidiales; Closteriaceae
Source: the annotation of a GenBank genome assembly